UUGUAAUAAGGUCGUCACUUGCUCUUUUAUUUGUAGAUUUUUAUGUCGUUUAACGUUUUAUUUCGAAGCCAAAGCGCUUGCUAUCAAUAUAUAACAUUUGAAGAAACAAAAAAAAAAGACAAUUUUUUUUUUUUACCCUUGAAAGGUUACCUCUCGUUCUGUUAAGGUACAUAUACGCGAAUUUAUGUAGGAACAGAAACGGAAUCAUUUUAUUCUUAUUUUCCUCCGUCCACACACAUGGAAUAAGAUGACGGCUUUGACCCUCCUCUUAGUAUCCCCGUAGGCACUAAGCUCUAAAGGUGAUAUGGAGGCGUUCAAUGACCUGACCUGAUCAAUUUAAAUGCGCGUAUAUUUUCCAUUUCAAACUUCAAUGCAAACUCAUACUUUUGGUUUAUUUUGUGGUUGUUGUUUUUGUUGUUGUUUUUUUUUUUUUUUGCUAAUUUAAUUGACAAAUGUACUUAUUUUUCACGAUUUCUUAUAAUGUGGAAACAAAAAUGUGACGAGCACGGUUCCUCUCGUGUUUUACGAAACGUUGUGAGUUGGAGGAUUUAUUUUGGAGGGCGGGCACUGAACGUCAUAGAAGAAGAUGGCUGCCCCCUGUGCAGCGAUCGCACGUCGGGCUCUGCUUCGUUAUCUGACGCGUUUUGAGAGGACCCCGGUGGCGAAUUGUGUGUUUCGCCCGUUUUCCAAGAGUUCCCUAUGCCGUUCAAGCUUGCGGAACAAAUUAGCUACAGAAAAGCCGCGUUCCCCUUGGACUCUGAUGGCUGCGGUGUAUUUGCAGCGGCCGCCGGUCAUCUCGUCAGAUCUGAAUCCCUUGGAGCAGCGCUUUGCUCAAAUGAUGCAGCAGAUGGAGCUGGAGAAAAGCGUCCUGUGUGAGCAUGAGCUGCGCCUGCUGGAGGACGCAGAGAGGCUGAGGAGAAGGCAGGCCGACGAUUACGACGAGGAUGAGGACGAUGACGAGCGCAAGGACCAAGACAUCGUACUAACGCAGGAUCUGGAGGACGAAUGGGAACGCAAACUCAAGACAUUCAGCCCCACGCCCAGAGUAGCAGACGACGUGGAUAAGGACCUGAGCUCACCGCAGCGUCUCCUGUCCGACUCUCUGGUGCUGCUGUCCGAGCAGCAGGUGGGAAGCGACAAGCUGUGGCUGCUGCCUCAGGCCCAGUGGCUGCCGGGUGAGACGUUGAGGCACACGGCCGAGAGGGCGCUCGCCUCCCUCACAGAACCCGCUCUCAAGGCCACCUUUCUGGGCCAGGCACCAUGCGGUGUGUACAAGUACAAGCUGCCCAAAACCGCUCGCAGCGAAACCACAGUGGGAGCCAAGAUCUUCUUCUUCAAAGCCAUCCUGACUCAUGAUACUACGAUCAAUUCGGAGCCCAACGGCAGCCUCAUGUGGCUGAGCAAACGAGAACUGCAGCCCUUUCUAAAGCCGGCCUACAUGAUGAAGGUGGAGCGCUUCAUCUUGGGUCCCUGAGUCGGACUAUUAGGUACACCUGCACCAUCCAACCGUGCUUAAUGUCAGUGAUUCAACUAUACUUGGUAAAAGUCCACCCAAUCAAAUGUCUUUAUUUCUUUCCUUACGCAAAUAAAGCUUGAGCUGUACCUGAAUGUCCCAA
Molecule: messenger RNA, 1616 nt
Organism: Syngnathoides biaculeatus (alligator pipefish)
Lineage: Eukaryota; Metazoa; Chordata; Actinopteri; Syngnathiformes; Syngnathidae
Gene: mrpl46
Product: mitochondrial ribosomal protein L46
Exons: 4
Coding region: 587-1474 (295 amino acids)
Cellular component (GO): mitochondrial large ribosomal subunit
Molecular function (GO): structural constituent of ribosome
Source: RefSeq, a predicted model, not a curated record